Molecule: messenger RNA, 873 nt
Organism: Schistocerca cancellata (South American locust)
Lineage: Eukaryota; Metazoa; Arthropoda; Insecta; Orthoptera; Acrididae
Product: translation initiation factor IF-2-like
Exons: 2
Coding region: 1-873 (290 amino acids)
Source: RefSeq, a predicted model, not a curated record
AUGCUCGCCUUCUGUACCUUUCUGAAGGCUGCUGCACUACCCACCACGAGGCAGCAAGAGUCGGCUGUGCCACCGAGAGCCUCGCCGGCCGCACUGCAAGAGUUUGCGGGCCCGGCGGCGGCGGCGGCGGCGGCGGCGGCGGCGGCGGCGGCGGCGGCGGAUGUUGCGCCGCUGGACUCGACCGUUCGAGAGGCCGAUGUGCCCCCGGCUGCCCCUCUGGCCCCAGAGACACAGGAAGAGCCCGUGGCUGCGCCAGUUGAAGCCCCGUCCUGCGCUAGGGGAAACCCCGCGGUCUGGACGGGGGCACAAUCAGCUGCAGAUACCACCGAGAUGGACGCCAUCGAACUGCCGGACGCCAAUCUUGCUGAGGCGAUUGCCGAGGCAGAGCGUCGCGACAUCGACCCUGACGAUGCCCGCGCGCCCAGAAAGCGCCGGGCUGUGACGCACGACGAUUCCGACGACUCCUCCCUGACCUCUGACAGCGCGCGGCCGCGGAAGAAGGCGUCUAGGGCCUCCCGCGCCUCCACCACAGAGGCUGUGAAGACGGUCGCGGGCUCCUCCCGGAGCCGAGACCGACAACGAAGACGCAGCGACCCCCUCUCUCGCCUGCUGUCUCCCGAGCAGACGACCAUGGAUACAGAAGAAUGGCCUAGCGUGGAUGCAGGGCUGGCCAGCGGGACAGCGACACGACCUUCCGAUGGCGAUGCUCCAGAAACAGCGGGGCAGUCCGAUCGACGGCAACAACCUACUGAGGAGGCUACGGCUCCUACAACGCACGACAACGAUGAAACGCUGGGGUGCUGGUCACAAUACCCACCCCCGCGGGGAACAGAUGAUGCUGGAGGAACUGCUCCCAACACUCUCCCGGUGUAA